Anoplopoma fimbria (sablefish) is the source of this 733-nucleotide messenger RNA. It is a transcript of the gene smim20, whose product is annotated as small integral membrane protein 20. Gene Ontology annotation, cellular component: mitochondrial inner membrane. The transcript has 3 exons. Bases 73 to 282 code for a protein of 69 amino acids. Gene Ontology annotation, biological process: mitochondrial respiratory chain complex IV assembly. The record is from RefSeq and is a predicted model, not a curated record. NCBI's taxonomy places the organism in Eukaryota, Metazoa, Chordata, Actinopteri, Perciformes, Anoplopomatidae.
UGACCUCUACACCGGAAAUAAUAAAUGUAAACACUACUCACACUUGGAGGUGACCACUCCGACAUUAAAAACAUGUCCAAAAACCAGAGGAUAGCGUUGGUGUUUGGAGGCUUUGUGACCGCGGUUGCUGCAGCUUUUUACCCCAUAUUCGUCUACCCACUGACGCACAAGGAGGAGUACAGAAAUGUCCAAAAGGUGAACAGGUCCGGAGUCAACCAGGCAGAUAUCCAGCCCGUAGGUGUGAAGAUUUGGUCUGAUCCAUUCAAGCCUGCAGACAAAUGACCACCAGCGACGGCUAACCCUUCACAUAUUCCACUGACACUGAUGCUGAAGAAGAGUUUGAACAGAGAGUGCCUGUCUGAUGAAUGCUUGGUGUGUGCGUGAGUGAAUGUUUUCCAGAAUGUGAUUCCUUAAAUCCUAUAAAUAAAGUUUAAACCUCUAAUAACUAAAGUACUUGUGAAUUUAUGGGUAAUGUUUUGUGAUGACAGACAGUACAAAGUGCAGUGAAUGUGAGACAAGAAGCACAAGUUUUACUUUCUACCCAAGUUCACUUAUCUACCAUGUGCUGCUAGUUCUCUUUUGUCCACUAGGGGGAGCUCUAUGCCCAUCUGUUUCCACAAAAGGCAUUGAGUUGUCUAAUGUUUUGUUUGUGCAUCUUAGAUAUUUUGGAAAAACUUUUCUAUUUCCAAAAGCCUUGCUCUGGUAUGCAGCCUGUGGAAAUUAUAAUAAAAUA